CAAAUAUUUUCCUUAUCUUAGAAUAAAUAUAUUUUAAAAUAAUAAAUCUAAAUAAGAAAGUAUGUCAACAAAAAAAAUCUAAAUAACUUUUUUUGUAAAUUAAUAUCUCUAUAAAUUAAUAAAAUUUAAAAGUUCCAACAUUGUUAAUUUAUAGAGGUUUUACUGCUAUGUUUACAGCUCAAACUUUUAAAUAGGUCUUUAUUAAAUAUAUAUUCAAAAAUGUUUUUUCUGGAGAAAAAUAUAGUCAGAAAUGUUACCGUUCAGUUCAUUCAUUGAUUUUAAAGAAACUCAAACUAGUAUGUUUAAUAGUUAUGAAUUUAAUAUAUUUUUCUAAUUCAAAACCAGUUUUUGAUAGUACUAUCAAAAUUUUCAAUGAAAGUCCUUUUUCGUAAAAAAAAUGUUAAAAGGGAAACUAAAGUAUUGUCGGUCGAUAUCGACAUUUGGCAAUUCAUAUUGUAGAUUUUGGACCAACAUGAUUAGUAUUUAAUUCUCUGUUUCGUGAAGUUUGAAAGAUUGGUUAAUUCUCUCUCCAUGUGUAUAUUCUUAACCUUAAAAAUAAACCUUAAUGGAAUACGUAAUCAAGUCCUUAAACGUAAUCUAGUAAUCUUCCCACUAACAGUUACCUUAAACUAACUUCACCGGUAGAACGGAAACCAAAAAACGCAUACGACAUUUUAGUUAUUACUUUAUAAAAUGCAUAAUAUUGCAAUAUCAUGAUAGCUACUGUUAUGUAAAAUCUAUAUCAAACUUUUUUUUCUGAAAAAAAAAUCUCUAUCUCUAUCAGACUUGAAGAAAACUAAACUAACUAGAGACAAAAUUAAAAUUCGAGUGAGACAAAUAUUUAUCUUAUAGUUUGUAUUGAUUGUGCGGAAUGAAUAAUUUUAUAAUUAACCUACUACAGUCCAACCAAUUAUCCAUAAUCCAUAAUAUAUGUAUUUCUAGAAGAAAAGAAAGAACAUGUUACUAGCAAUCAUUUAUCGUACCAGAGCCGGUAACCCCUCUUUCUAAUGCAUUGGCUUUGCUCCCUCCAUAUAUUGACUUAAAGCUCCCUCUUUCUCUCUCGCUUCACAUCUUUACUACAUUUUUUUUCUGAAACAGAAACCAUUAUUUUUGACAUUGAAUACAAAUUUCUUCCUUGUAUUGUUUAGAUAACCAAGUAAGAGGAACUAAAGUAAUGAAGGAUGAGAACAGCACGAGCGGGAUAUGCGAGCCGUGCACGUCUUUCAGAAAGAAGUGUAGCCACAUGAUGAAGAAUCAGAGAGGCAAGUUUUACAUCAUUGCCCAUUGUAUCGCCAUGUUAGUCUGCGGGCGUGAGCGUGACCGCGACCGAUACCGUGUUUCGAUUUAGGUUUUUACCUUAUGCAUUUUUUUCUUCUUGUCUUUCUUUAAUUGUAUCUUCUUUGGUGGUUGCCAUUUUCAUUUUUCUUCUAGUACAUUUGGACUAGGGUUGGUAUUUAAGUUAUAUAACAUGAUGGAAUUAACGUAAUGCAUUCAUAGAAAUGCUUUAUAAAUUUGCGUCUUAUGUCUUUGGGUUGACUUUGAAUGGUAGCUUCUGAAAAAGUUCUUAGUUGUUCAAGUAACUAAUUAUUUGCUCUCUUUUUUUUUCUCUAACGCUUUGGCCCUCAAAAAUAUGUACUUUACUUGCAAUAGUGUAUACGAAAGUUUAAUUACGGUA
Brassica napus (rape) is the source of this 1675-nucleotide messenger RNA. Its product is annotated as small polypeptide DEVIL 20. Gene Ontology annotation, biological process: negative regulation of cell population proliferation. The record is from RefSeq and is a predicted model, not a curated record. The transcript has a single exon. The coding region runs from base 1175 to 1348 and encodes 57 amino acids. NCBI's taxonomy places the organism in Eukaryota, Viridiplantae, Streptophyta, Magnoliopsida, Brassicales, Brassicaceae.